AUGAGACAAGCGAUGGAGGAUGGCGUCAGCGAGGUUCUGUCCAGCGUCGUGGACGACGUCGGUCAAGCCGUCGACAGGAACAUCAGCGGCGCUCAGCUGCUCUACGAGCUCCUGAGCGCUCCGUGGCUGCGAGCCCUGCUGAAGAUUUACGAGUGCCUGCUGCAGUUCCAGAGACUGUCGCCGAGCCCCUUCCUGCCUUACGCCUCAGGACUCUCACACGAGAUCAUGACAGUGAUCCAGAAGACUCACCGACCUUCAGCUGAAGCCAGAGAACUCUACGGCCUCCUCAGCUCGCCACACAUCCAGGCCCUCCUGUCGACCCACGACAGCGUGGCACAGUCAGACUAUGAACCCGACCUGCCGCCUCUACCUGAAGACCUACCUGAGGACGAGGAGGCCAUGAGGAUCGUCUGCCUCGUGAAGAACAACCAGCCUCUGGGGGCGACGAUCAAGAGGGAUGAGGAGACGGGAGAGAUCUACAUCGCCCGGGUGAUUCACGGAGGACUGGCCGAUCGCAGCGGACUCCUCCAUCCCGGUGAUCUGUUAGUGGAGGUGAAUGGAAACCCAGUGGGAGGCCUGGAGCCAGAGCAGGUCAUCCAGAUACUGACCAACUCUUACGGCACCAUCCUGUUCAAAGUCAUUCCAAAUCCAGGUCAGGCCAGCAGCAACCAGAAGCCGGUGUACAUGAAGGCGAUGGUGGACUAUUGCCCCCUGCAGGACGCCUCCAUCCCCUGCCCCGAUGCCGGGAUGCCGUUCAGCCGAGGCGACCUGCUGGAGGUGGUGGACCAGACGGACGGCCAGUGGUGGCAGGCCCGCAAGCUGCCCUGCGCUGCGUCCUGCGCCGGCCUGAUUCCCUCCGCCAGCAUGUUGAAGAGCAAACAGAAGGAGCAGUGGUGGCGUCAACCGCUGCAGGUUCACACCUGCAUCAGACCCUUGCAGAUGGCUGAUAACGAGGACGAUCCACCAGCCGGAGACGAUAAACGAACCAUAACAGAUUUGGAAGAAAUAAACUUUGAUGAGGCCGACUCUGACAUUACUGAAGGAAUCUACCUGGCUGGUUUCCGACGGAGCUUCCGUCUGUGGAGGAGGACGUCCUACAGGAAGCGACGUCAGUCCUGCACCACCUGUUCGCCCAACAGCAACGCUCUGAACACCCCCUACGAGGAGGUGGCCCUGUACCAGCGCCCCCCGCAGGAGAACCACCGCCUCAUCAUCCUCGUCGGAGCUUCAGGAGUCGGAGUGAACGAACUGAGGAAGAGACUCAUCAAACUGAACCCCUCGACCUUCCAGAGUCCCGUCCCUCACACCACUCGUCCAAUCAGAGCCGGGGAGCAGUCGGGCAAAGAAUACCACUUUGUUACCAAAGAGCUGUUCGAGUACAUGGUCUGUAACCACAGGUUUGUCGAGUACGGGGAGUGUAAAGGUCAGCUGUAUGGAACCAGCACUGACGGCAUCGACGAAGUCCUGAAGCGAGGACGGAUGUGCAUCGUCGAUAUUGAGCCACACAGCAUCCAGCUGUUGCGGACGAAGAAACUGAAACCCUACGUGAUCUUCGUCAAAGCUCCCGGCCCAGAGCGACUGAGGCAAACUCGGAGAGACGCCCGGAUCAUCACCAACUUCACCAUCAACAGAACUUUCACGGAGGACGACUUUGUGGAGCUGGAGGAGGCCUCCCAGCUGAUGGAGGCCAAGUACAAGCAGUUCUUCGACAGCGUUCUGGUGAACGACGACCUCCAGGACGCCUGCAUUCAGCUCUGCUCCAUCAUCCAGCAGGCCCAGAACGAACCCCAGUGGAUUCCCGUGAGCUGGGGCCGGACGGAGGAGUAG
Molecule: messenger RNA, 1827 nt
Organism: Stegastes partitus (bicolor damselfish)
Lineage: Eukaryota; Metazoa; Chordata; Actinopteri; Pomacentridae
Product: MAGUK p55 subfamily member 4-like
Exons: 20
Coding region: 1-1827 (608 amino acids)
Molecular function (GO): protein binding
Source: RefSeq, a predicted model, not a curated record